Molecule: messenger RNA, 2503 nt
Organism: Gasterosteus aculeatus aculeatus (three-spined stickleback)
Lineage: Eukaryota; Metazoa; Chordata; Actinopteri; Perciformes; Gasterosteidae
Product: gamma-aminobutyric acid receptor subunit rho-1
Biological process (GO): monoatomic ion transmembrane transport
Cellular component (GO): membrane
Molecular function (GO): transmembrane signaling receptor activity; extracellular ligand-gated monoatomic ion channel activity
Source: RefSeq, a predicted model, not a curated record
AUGUGAACCAUGCAGGUGGAUGCUGCCCUCGUUCUCUUCUGUGUUUGGCUCACAGGUGCAGUUGCGAGGACGGCCCAGUCCAGGGGUCACAAGCUGGAGACCGAGAAGCAGAGCAGGUCGCGAAGAGAGACCAGCAUGGAUGGAGGCAAAAAAACUGGAAGCCCAAUUUAUAAGCGAAGUGCAGACAUGACAAAAUCUCUGAUGACAAAAUCUGAGCAACUCCUGAGAAUUGACGACCAUGAUUUCACCAUGAGGCCAGCAUUCGGAGGACCUCCGAUUCCCGUUGGAGUGGAUGUUCAGGUUGAAAGUCUGGACACCAUCUCCGAAGUGGAUAUGGACUUUACCAUGACCCUGUACCUGCGUCACUACUGGAAGGACGAGCGGCUGUCGUUCCCCAGCACCAAUAACCAGAGCAUGACCUUUGACAGUCGCCUGGUGAAGAAGAUUUGGGUUCCUGACAUGUUCUUCGUCCACUCCAAGCGCUCUUUUAUCCACGACACCACCACCGAUAAUGUCAUGCUGAGGGUUUUCCCUGACGGCAACGUCCUCUACAGCCUCAGAGUCACUGUUACCGCCAUGUGCAACAUGGACCUGAGCCGUUUCCCUCUGGACACUCAGACCUGCUCGCUGGAGAUCGAGAGCUAUGCAUACACAGACGACGACCUGAUGUUGUACUGGAAGAAAGGCAACGAAUCCCUGAACACGGACGACAGAAUAUCUCUGUCCCAGUUCCUCAUUCAGAAAUUCCACACCACCACCAAGCUGGCUUUUUACAGCAGCACAGGCUGGUACAAUCGUUUGUACAUCCACUUCACCCUGCGGCGCCACAUCUUCUUCUUCCUGCUCCAGACCUACUUCCCUGCUACUCUGAUGGUCAUGCUGUCCUGGGUGUCCUUCUGGAUUGACCGCAGGGCCGUCCCGGCCAGGGUGCCACUAGGCAUCACCACAGUGCUGACCAUGUCCACCAUCAUCACCGGAGUCAACGCCUCCAUGCCGCGGGUCUCCUACAUCAAGGCAGUGGACAUUUACCUCUGGGUCAGUUUUGUCUUCGUCUUCCUGUCGGUGAUAGAGUACGCGGCAGUCAACUACCUCUCCACCGUGCAGGAGAGGAAAGAGCGGAAACUGAGGGAGAGACUGCCGUGUACGUGCGGCAUUGGCAACCCGGACGAGAUGAUGAUCGACCCCCAGAUCACUGGCUACGGGGCCAUGGAUGUCAACACAACGGGGAAUUAUGGGAUGCCGGAGAACGGUGGUUGCCGGGAUCGGAUGUUGGCCCAGGUUUCCCUGAAUGACCCGCAGAUCACACGCCAGGUCAGGCCAUCCAGAGGCUACGUGAACAUCUGGAUCGACACCCACGCCAUAGACAAGUACUCGAGGGUUCUGUUUCCUGGUGCGUACAUCCUCUUCAACAUCAUCUAUUGGUCCAUCUACUCGUAACGGGGAUGAGGCAGUAGACUCAAGGAGCCGGGCUCUCCUGCGAGAGAGCAGGGAUAAAACUUUGCAUUUGAUGCUUUUUAAGGCCACACGUGCAGACAUUUGACCGAUUGUGGUGACCAUUGCCUUCUCGACCCAGCCACUUAAAACUGAAGAGUUUAAAAAUGAGCUACUGGAAAACACGACAAUCGAUGUCAUCGCUGGUUUUGUCAACGGAUCAAAUCCACGUGGUUUCAGGUUGUGUCGAUACUGCUGUUGAUGGAAAGACAUUUGGACUGACUGCACGGGGAAAUUCUAACCUGUGAAACUGUGAAUGUCAGAGCCCUUCAUUCCGGAUGCAGUGACUCCACAUUUCAAAGCCGAAAAUGUGAACUAACAACUGACAUUGCAAUGGGGAAUGACAGAUUUUUCUUCUUUUUCGCAUAGGAACCAUACUUGACAAUCAAUUUCAGACUACAAGUACUUAAGAAAAGAAAUAGUCUGGUUUAUUUGCUUUCUGGUGGAAAGUUAGACAUUGGCAACAUCAAUCCUCUUAUCUGCCUCCUUGGAUGAGAGAACGGAUGAACGCUAUUACAUAAAAUGUGGGACUAUUUCUUUAAAAAAACUGAUGAAAGAUGCAUUAGUAUGUGUUAUAUUUUCUUGUGAUAUUUGUACCACUGCAAAUGUUUUGCUCUUAAGCUACUUACUGUGUUGCAUUCGUGAUUUGAUAAAGUUCAGGAAAAGGCAAAAUAAUGGUGUCUUUGGAAAAAAAAAAUGUAAAGAUUUAUGUUAAGUCAGUCCCAAACACAGAUUAUGGUAUUGACCUUUUUUUAAAUGUCGCAUUUUCUUCUUUUUUGGUUCGACUGAAGCUCAUCUCCUCUGUUUGGUGUUGUGGGGCUUAAAGGUUCACUAUGACCUUAGUUGCUAGUAUUGUCUUUUUGAGCUUAAAACAACUGUAACCUUUAUUAGGCAGUAAUUAGUAAAAUCUAUUUUGGUGGACAACUUAAAGACCGAACAAACACAUUAAAUGAAACUCUGGAAAAAUGUUAAAUAUGGGAAAAAAUGUUUAAUAAAUGUUUUGUUUUCUGGA